Messenger RNA from Lindgomyces ingoldianus, 1120 nucleotides. RefSeq names its product NAD(P)-binding protein. Gene Ontology annotation, molecular function: oxidoreductase activity, acting on NAD(P)H, oxygen as acceptor. The coding region runs from base 253 to 1095 and encodes 280 amino acids. The record is from RefSeq and is a predicted model, not a curated record. The transcript is spliced from 3 exons. Gene Ontology annotation, cellular component: intracellular anatomical structure. NCBI's taxonomy places the organism in Eukaryota, Fungi, Ascomycota, Dothideomycetes, Pleosporales, Lindgomycetaceae.
CACGAGAGGCACCUCCUCAGGCCCCAGGGUCCCGCUUUUCACCCGCUCUCUCACCUGCGACAAUUUCCGUUCCAAGCCUCUCAAAGUCCGAUACCUGGGAUUUGCUCGUCGGAUACGAAUCGAACUGCCUAACCAGGCGUGCACCAACACCACCCCAACCGACCAUCUAGAUACGCUAUAUACGUCGGUGCUUGUGCGCGGCCGAAGACGCCUGCUUGUCGUAAUACAUAUAGCAAGAUUGAAUUUUGCACCAUGUCCGUGUUCCAAAAAGGUAGUAUCGCUCUGAUUACGGGCGGUUCUAGCGGGAUUGGUCUGGCGGUUGCGCAACUCUGUCUGAAACAUCAGAUGCGAGUUGCUAUUGUGGAUCGCAACACCGAAACGCUGAAGCUUGCGAGUCAAACUCUGGAUUCGAAAGAUGUUGAAACAUUUAACCUAGACGUGUCAAAAGAACAGGAUUGGAAGGGCAUGAAAGAGAGCGUGGAGAAGAAGUUUGGAGAGGUUGACUUUUUGAUGCUUAACGCUGGGGUUGGGGGGAAGGGGACUUGGGGUGAUUCGGACUACUUCCAUAAGAUCAUGGACACGAACCUCUUCGGAGUGGUCAACGGGCUCAACGCCUUUGUUCCAUCUUUCCAAAAACGAGCAAUGUCCAACACUAAGCCAUCUGCGAUCGUCAUUACAGGCAGCAAACAAGGAAUCACGAAUCCACCUGGCAAUGCAGCGUACAAUGCAAGUAAGGCCGCUGUAAAGACCUUAGCCGAGCAUCUCAGUUUCGACCUAAGGGAGGUGAAGACGUCUGUGCAUUUACUAGUUCCCGGGUGGACGUUCACAGGUCUGUCCGGUAACUACCCCGGCGACUCCAAGCCUAAGCCCAACGGCGCCUGGGACCCGUCCCAAGUCGCCGACUACAUGUAUCAAAAGAUGUCCGACGGCAAGUUCUACAUAAUUUGUCCGGACGACGACGUCAGCGAGACAACAGAUAAGAAACGAAUGUUGUGGGGUGUGGGGGAUAUUGUGGAUGGCAGGCCGCCGUUGACGAGGUGGCGGCCAGAGUUUAAGGAGGAGGCUGAGAAGUGGAUGAAGGAGUGUGACGUUUGAAUGACGCGUACUGCGCCUUUCUUAU